AUGGCGUUCGGUCUAGACCCGGAUUCUUCGCGGCUUCGCGGAAGCCUCAAUGGCGCUGAGGGUAUUCGGACCGCCAGACGGGGCGCAGGUAAGGUGAGGUUUGCUGAGCCUGGUGGGAAGACGUCCUCACUCCUUAGUCACAGGAUUGGAGAUGACGAGGUGCCAUGGAACGAGCGCACCGGGGGCGUGGACGGUUUGCUACGAAGAACACAGCGGGUUUCCUUGGACCGUCGUGGGAACGUGGAGAAGAGCAAGCCACCGAGUGUGAUCGUCAGGAUGGAGCUUGAUGUGCCUGCCGCAUGGCCGCGCUCCAUAGCCAUGCGCAGCCAUGCGGCCGUGGCGUUGUAUAUCUCCCAAUCUACUUCCCUCGCCCUUAUUGUCAACCCGCCUGCCUUUUCCGCACGUCGUAUCGCGGGGGUGGAGAGGUGGCCGACGAGAAGAUGGCUCCACAUCCCCUUUGUCGAGAUGAAGACCAUCGUCCCCUUCACACAGCAUAUCGAGGGGAGGGAGGAGAUGGGUAUGACAGGCGCUUGA
Molecule: messenger RNA, 534 nt
Organism: Colletotrichum godetiae
Lineage: Eukaryota; Fungi; Ascomycota; Sordariomycetes; Glomerellales; Glomerellaceae
Exons: 4
Coding region: 1-534 (177 amino acids)
Source: RefSeq, a predicted model, not a curated record